This is a messenger RNA of Penicillium argentinense, 972 nucleotides long. RefSeq names its product type 1 serine/threonine-protein phosphatase catalytic subunit GLC7 (gene glcA). Gene Ontology annotation, cellular component: nucleus; cytoplasm. NCBI's taxonomy places the organism in Eukaryota, Fungi, Ascomycota, Eurotiomycetes, Eurotiales, Aspergillaceae. The coding region runs from base 1 to 972 and encodes 323 amino acids. The record is from RefSeq and is a predicted model, not a curated record. Gene Ontology annotation, molecular function: protein serine/threonine phosphatase activity. The transcript is spliced from 4 exons.
AUGGCCGACCAGGAAGUGGAUCUGGACUCCAUCAUUGAUCGCCUCCUGGAGGUGAGGGGCAGCCGACCGGGCAAGCAGGUGCAGUUGCUGGAAUCAGAAAUUCGCUACCUCUGCACCAAGGCUCGCGAGAUCUUCAUCUCGCAGCCCAUCCUCCUCGAACUGGAGGCACCCAUCAAGAUUUGCGGUGAUAUCCACGGUCAAUACUAUGAUCUGCUGCGCCUGUUCGAGUACGGAGGAUUCCCCCCGGAGGCCAACUAUCUUUUCCUCGGUGACUACGUCGAUCGUGGCAAGCAGUCUCUCGAGACCAUCUGCCUGCUACUGGCUUACAAGAUCAAGUACCCCGAGAACUUCUUCAUUCUGCGUGGCAACCAUGAGUGCGCCUCCAUCAACCGUAUCUACGGUUUCUACGAUGAAUGCAAGCGCCGAUACAACAUCAAGCUCUGGAAGACUUUCACCGACUGCUUCAACUGCCUACCCAUUGCGGCUAUCAUUGACGAGAAGAUCUUCACUAUGCACGGUGGCCUGAGCCCUGACCUGAACUCGAUGGAGCAGAUUCGCCGAGUUAUGCGCCCCACUGAUAUUCCUGACUGCGGUCUCCUCUGCGAUCUCCUCUGGUCUGACCCUGAUAAGGAUAUCACCGGCUGGAGCGAGAACGACCGUGGUGUCUCAUUCACAUUCGGACCCGACGUUGUAUCACGCUUCCUGCAGAAACACGACAUGGACUUGAUUUGCCGUGCCCACCAGGUUGUGGAGGAUGGUUACGAAUUCUUCUCGAAGCGCCAGCUGGUUACGCUCUUCAGUGCACCCAACUACUGUGGUGAAUUCGACAAUGCAGGUGCAAUGAUGAGUGUUGACGAAAGCUUGCUCUGCUCUUUCCAGAUCUUGAAACCAGCAGAAAAGAAACAAAAGUACGUCUACAGUGGGAUGAGCUCCGGCGGUCCAAUCACUCCUCCGCGCAAACAAAAGAAGUAA